This is a messenger RNA of Bombyx mandarina (wild silkworm), 839 nucleotides long. RefSeq names its product partner of Y14 and mago (gene Pym). The record is from RefSeq and is a predicted model, not a curated record. Gene Ontology annotation, molecular function: RNA binding. Gene Ontology annotation, cellular component: cytoplasm; exon-exon junction complex. Gene Ontology annotation, biological process: exon-exon junction complex disassembly. NCBI's taxonomy places the organism in Eukaryota, Metazoa, Arthropoda, Insecta, Lepidoptera, Bombycidae.
CAAUAUUUUAUUUGUCAAAAUAGUUUCUUGUGUGAAUCUUGGUUUGUCUGUUUAAAGUACCACGGAAAUAGCUCAUUAUUUAAAAAUACAUUGCCGUGAUUUAUAAAUGUUUAAAUACAAAUUGAAAUCUUAUGUAUUAUAAUGUCAACACCAACGGCUUAUGAGCACGACGCUGAUGGGAGUAAAUUCAUUCCUGCAACUCAAAGACCUGAUGGAACCUGGCGCAAGCCGAGAAGAAUAAAAGAAGGUUAUGUACCUCAAGAAGAGGUACCGUUGUAUGAAAGCAAAGGAAAACAGUUCAGGGCCAGGCAAAAUGAUGGACUUCCGGUUGGACUUACACCUGAGAUUGUAGCUCAAGCACAAAAGAAGAAAGGUCAACGAAGCACUAUCCAACCUAUACCUGGAAUGAUUAUAACUGUUGAAAAGAAGAAAAAGAAAAAGAAGACAGUUACAGGUGUUGAAGAAGCUGCAGAAAAACUUGCCAAAUGUGAAAUACAAGAACCAACCUUACCUAGUCAGUCAGUACCGACUGAAAGUAUAUCUCAGUCUGAUCCGACAAAACGCCUCAAGAAUCUCAGAAAAAAGCUUAGAGAAAUAGAGUUUCUAGAGGAAAAAAUAAAAGCAGGGCUUCUUAAGAGCCCUGAUAAAGAUCAAAAAGAGAAAAUGUCAAAAAAGAAUGAAAUUUUAAAUGAAAUUGACAUUUUAGAGAAUAGUAUUCUAUGAUUUAUUGCAAUUCAAGAUUUUAUGAGACAUUUGAUUAUCAUGUUCUUGUUAUGUGUGUGUCGUGGUGGAUGUGCGAGUAAAAUGUUUCUUUUUAAUUAUACAAUAUAUUUACAACA